AGUUUCCAUAGAAACAUCACAGGCAGUCGCCAUUUUGUCGGCAGGUUUUUUUGAACCUUUCAAAUGUUUUCGCUUCCCGCCGGAAUAAUACAGUCGUAUAAUCCAAAGUGACGGCUCUGGGUGAAGAAAUCUUUCGACUGUUAUGGAGUAAGGCGUUUUCGGAACAAACGUUUGGAUAUGUUCGAGGUAGAUUAAGCGGCACGGAGCUCUCCUGGCUAACGUUAGUAGCCGUGUCUGGGGUCCGCCGGGCCGGUCCGCUGCGCAGGUUUGGAGCGCGCGCCAUUUUGUGAAAAUUGACAUAUAAUCUUGGUGGAAAAGUGAAAUUUUAAAUAUAACGACAUGUUCAUAGUGCACGAUGUAUGUGCACGCGCAGCAGGUUUACCGUUGUUAACGGCGCACUUUUUGAAAGUGUUUUUUCUAAUCCGUGCCUGAACGAUAGCCACGGAAACGUUCUCACUUUUGAACGAAAGCUAGCAGCGGAAGCAGGAGCACUAGCCUUUAGCUGGUUAGCUACAUUUGUCAAGUCAACGACGGUUAACGAUACCUAGCUAAUAACAUUAGUGUACUAUAUACAGCGGUCGUUUGUCUGUCCCGCUAUGGCUGAUGUUAACAAUCAGCGUGACGUUGGAUUGGUUUUGCAGUUUGACGCCUGUCACUUAGCUUGUUAGCUACGCUGUGUUUCGGAGUGCCUCAGUCAGUGAACGCGUCGUAACCAACGUUACAGAAGCUGGAUCAUUGGCUUUACUUUUCCGGAUCUGGGCCUUUAAAUGAAGAUCACAUCAUUAAAGGGGGAGAGACCUCAGCAUGCCAACCCUGGUCUGGCCGGCUUGCACACUCUUUUUCUUUCAAUGCUGCUGGGUUUCACAUGGCUGCUCCGAUGCCUCAUUCACACCCACAGCACAGUGACUGUCACCAGCAGAGUACAGAGCAGUCUGGCACUGUACUACCAUACAGUGACCAGACACAAGCGCUCACUGCCAAUCAGAGGCACAUGCCCCAGUGUUUCCGUGUGCCAACUGCAGCUCCUUUGAGGAAGCUCUCUGUUGACUUAAUCAAAACCUACAAACACAUUAAUGAGGUGUAUUAUGCAAAAAAGAAAAGACGGCAUCAACAGGGUCAUUGUGAGGACUCCAGCCAUAAGAAAGAGAAGAAAGUAUUCAAUGAUGGCUAUGAUGAUGACAAUUUUGAUUACAUUGUUAAGAAUGGAGAGAAGUGGAUGGACCGUUAUGAAAUCGACUCUUUAAUAGGAAAGGGUUCAUUUGGACAGGUUGUUAAAGCUUAUGACCGAGCUGAGCAGGAAUGGGUAGCAAUCAAAAUCAUCAAGAACAAAAAGGCUUUUCUGAAUCAAGCUCAGAUUGAAGUGCGGCUGCUGGAGCUCAUGAACAAACAUGAUACAGAAAUGAAAUAUUACAUAGUUCAUCUGAAGCGGCACUUCAUGUUUCGGAAUCAUCUGUGCUUAGUGUUUGAAAUGUUGUCAUACAACCUGUAUGACUUGUUACGAAACACAAACUUCAGAGGGGUUUCUUUGAACCUGACCCGGAAAUUUGCCCAGCAGCUCUGCACUGCACUGCUGUUUCUUGCCACUCCUGAACUCAGCAUCAUCCACUGUGACCUCAAGCCAGAGAAUAUCCUAUUAUGUAACCCCAAGAGAAGCGCCAUUAAAAUAGUGGAUUUUGGAAGCUCCUGCCAACUGGGACAGAGGAUAUAUCAGUAUAUCCAGAGUCGAUUUUACCGCUCCCCUGAAGUGCUGUUAGGAAUGCCAUAUGAUCUGGCAAUAGACAUGUGGUCACUGGGGUGCAUACUGGUGGAGAUGCAUACAGGAGAGCCUCUGUUCAGUGGAGCCAAUGAGGUGGACCAAAUGAACAAAAUUGUUGAAGUCCUUGGUAUCCCACCUAGUCACAUAAUGGACCUAGCACCAAAAGCCAGAAAGUUUUUUGAGAAGUUGUCAGAUGGGUCGUGGAGCGUUAAGAAGACCAAAGAUGGGAAAAGGUACAAACCCCCAGCUUCUCGUAAACUUCAUACCAUUUUGGGGGUGGAGGCUGGUGGACCUGGCGGUCGAAGAACCGGCGAAUCUGGCCACGCAGUGGCUGACUACUUGAAGUUCAAGGACCUUGUGCUCAGAAUGCUGGACUAUGACCCCAAGACUCGAAUCCAGCCCUAUUAUGCGCUCCAGCACAGCUUCUUUAAGAAGACUGCAGAAGAGGGAACGAACACAAGCAGCAGUGUUUCAACAAGUCCUGCUCUUGAGCAUUCGCAGUCCUCAGGGACCACUUCUAGUACAUCCUCAAGUUCAGGAGGAUCAUCUGGAACAAGCACCAGUGGCAGAGCGAGGUCUGAUCCCACUCAUCAUCAUCGGCACAGUGGGGGGCACUUUAGCACAGCAAUGCCAAGCAUGGACUGUGACAACCUCCGUGCUCAGAAAAGACAGCCUUACCAUCCUCCUCUAGUAUGGACUGAUGGUGUAGGCUCUGAAGCUGUCACUGUAGAGACACAUCCAGUGCAGGAGACAACCUUUCAUGUGCCUCCCCAGCAUCCUAAAGCAUUACACCCUCAUCACCACCACCAUCACCAUCAUCAUCAUCAUCAUGGACAGGUCAUAACAGCGUUCCCUCGGUCACGGCUCUACAACUCGCCCACCAACAGCGCCUCAACACAGGACUCCAUGGAGGUUGGGCAUGGCCAUCUGUCCAUGACAUCGCUGUCUUCCUCUGCCUCCUCUUCCUCCACCUCUUCCUCUUCCACAGGAAACCAUGGCCACCAGGUGUACCAGUUCCGCCAGGGGCCUACCACAGCCCUGGACUUUAGUCGAAUUGGGAGCAUGGGGUUGGGUGCCUUCUCAAAUCCCCGCCAAGAAACUGGCAUUGCUGGACAUCCACCGUACUCUGUUCCCUCUAACACGGGACCCGGGCACUUCAUAACAGAAGGACAUUUGGGAAUGAGACAAGGCGUUGAUAGAGAUGAGUCUCCGAUGACUGGAGUCUGCGUUCAGCCGAGCUCCAUGGCUAGUUCGUGACUAAUCUGAAAAUGUUUUGUUUUCUGUAUGUGGUUAUUAUGACUAUUUUUUCUAGGUGAUAUUUUCCUUUUCUCCUAUUUUUAAAUGGUGCAUAGAGAACAAAAAGCUGCUCACUUUUUAGGGGAGAUAUCACUGAAACGCUACAACUGAAGAGUAUUUAAAGUAUAUGUAUUUCAAAUCUCUCUCUGUUUUUUUUUUUUUGUUUGUUUGUUUUGGGGUUUUUUUUCCACUUAAUACACGCAUUUGUAAUACUGCAAAAUGACCAUCAUAAGAUUGCAUCUGCCAGUUCACUCACUAUACAUGGAACUCAUGUCCCACUUAUUGUUCAUUAAUUUUAUAAAAUCCUUUUUUUUGUUUGUUUGUUGUUGUUUUUUUUUUUUUUUUAAGUAUUUCUAAGCCAAGAACUGCCACAUAGCUCUCUACAUGUAAAGCAAUGCAAAAAAAUCCAUUUUACAUUCCAACAGUGAAACUUUGGCUUUUUUUUUUUUUUUCUUAUUAAUUUAUUUAGCCUUUAUUUGAAACCUCUCAAAGGAGCUGUGUGUUUAAAACCUGUAGUGUGUGCAGGAAGAAGUACUCGCAGUGGUCUUUGGUGUUGUCUGUAUUGUGUAACUGUGAGAAGCGUGUGCUCAGGCUGCGGGAGCAGAACGAGCUGCAGUAGUGUUCAGAGAGACACAUCUCACUAUGUGUUCCAGUUAUGGAGAAGAUGCACUGAACGGGGUCAGAUACAGAUUAAGGGUUCUUGUUAAGAGCCCUGUUGGCCUUAUGCUUUUUGAAUAUGAAUAUUUGAAUGAAAAGAACAUGGACAAAACUGUUCAGAUAAAAACAACUUUCCUCUCUUUUUAACAUAAAUGAUAAUUAUUUAGAGGAAUUCUGAGUAGAGUUAAAAAGUAAUCAAGAGGUUAUAAAGAGGCCUUUAUUAAACAAAGGACUUAAGGGACUCAUAAUUACAGGGUCAUAUUUAAUUGUGAAUUCCUAUAAUUUUUUUCUUAUCAAAGUAGGAUUUCACAACAGAGUUAGUCAGCCCUAUAUGAGAUGCUUGAUUUUAUUACAUUUUUUUUUCCUUUUGAUUGUACACUUUCCAUUGAACACUGUUUACUUAAAUUUGCUUAUUCACUUGUUAGUACAGAAAUUUUUGCUGAAAUUUGUGACUGCCUUUCUCCCCUCUUGAAUUAUGCUGUGAACUUUACACAUUUUUUUAAAUACCAAAGUAAUUGGGUUUUUUUAUGGUUCUGUAACCAACAAUGUAGCAGUUCACCACUCCAACACAGUGUUUUAUUAAAUGAUCAGUUUUGUCCAUACUAAAUGUCUAUCAACUACUUUUGCAAGAUGGAAAUUUGCAAAGCUUGGUUGAAUUGUUGUUUGGUUAAAAAUCAAAAUGAUUGUUGUUUAUAAUUUCUUUUUUUUUUUUUUUAAAUUCUUUUAAACAUCAACCAUUUGGGAGCUUAGCUUGGCACAACACUGCUGCUCUGCAGGCUACGGAGUAGCUGUUAAAAAUGGGUGGGAGGCAAAGGGGGAAAAGGGUUUUUUUUUUUUGUCAGUUGGUGGGUGAUGCUACUUUUUCUACUUACUUUGGAUGACAUGCUGAUUUUUACCGAAGUACCAUACUUUAGCUCAAACAUUCAGACAGUCUACUGUAGCUACAAGUUGAGUUUGUCGAACAUUUAUUUGGUGCUUGUUUCCCAUAUACUGUUUAAACAGAUUCAAAAUAUGGCACUGAGGGCAUAUGGGCAUAUGCAUGUUUCCAAGAGUUUUCAAGAUCACUUUGCAGUCAAAAGAAGCAAUUGUUAAUUAAUUGCAUAAGCAAUCUCACCCACACUUUAUAGUAUGCCAGGUUGUGAAUUGUUCUUCACCCGUGCUCAAAAUUUUGCAUCGGGUUUUAAACUAAGACCAACUCCAUGCGUAUUACCAAUGAAUCUUUAGUGUCCUGCUUCAGAAUCUGCUAACAGGACACUACUGAACAUGAAAGUGGUGUUUAUUUUGCUGAAGGCAUCUUUACCCUCUUAUAAAACAAAUAAUGUUUGCUAUAUUUACGUAUUCUGAGAAGAGUAAUGGUGAUGAGAAAAUGCUUCAUAUAAAUGUUAAAUGGCUUUUAAAAUAGUUUUUAUAAAUGAUCCCAUUUGAGUGGGAAACACAGCAAUUUGCUGAGCUCAAAACAUUCCAAAAUAAACCUGGAAAAACUAAACAUAUUUAAGUGUCUACCUGUUAAAGCUCUCGGAUUUAGUGUCGUUUCCUGAAAUGCAGCCCCUUUUUAAUAGUUGAAAUAGACUUGAUGUAUAUAUAUAUUUAUAUUUUUUAAUAAAGGAAAUACAGAAUUCGCUACAUUUCUCCUGGUAUAUAAUUACAACUGGUUUGGCUAUUACUGUUAAGAGGUAUUUUCCUUGGGUCAUAAGUAUAAAAAUGUUUUCAGCAAGCAUUAGAUUUCAUCUAAAUUGUUCUAGUAUAGAGGGGAAAAAUGUUUUUCACCAUCUUACACCCUUUUAUUAAAAAAAAAAAAAAAAAAACAGUAGGAAUGCUGAUCUGACUAUAAAUGAGGAACAAAUUUGGUCUUGAAUCCACACUUUUACUCUGUGGUACUUUGUGUUGAUGGUCCAGGAUCCCAAACCCACUGUAGCGUGUUAUUCUUACCAUUUAAGUUUGUGUGUGUGUGUGCACGCUGUAAUCUUUUUUGGAAACUCAGCUCUGAAUGCUGGCGGAGCCUGGUCAAGUAAUGUUGUCCCCUACCUAUUAAUGAGAUGAAAAUUAUGUUGGCUUUUUCAUUUAAAGAGCAAGUCAUUUUAACAAAGAGAACCAAUGCCUAUUUGACGGUCCUUGAAGUGUUAAGAUGCAAUAAAUAAAUAAAGGGAAGUGUAAAUAAA
Tachysurus vachellii is the source of this 5868-nucleotide messenger RNA. It is a transcript of the gene dyrk1ab, whose product is annotated as dual-specificity tyrosine-(Y)-phosphorylation regulated kinase 1A, b. NCBI's taxonomy places the organism in Eukaryota, Metazoa, Chordata, Actinopteri, Siluriformes, Bagridae. Gene Ontology annotation, biological process: protein autophosphorylation; positive regulation of DNA-templated transcription; peptidyl-serine phosphorylation. The coding region runs from base 866 to 3013 and encodes 715 amino acids. Gene Ontology annotation, cellular component: nucleus. Gene Ontology annotation, molecular function: ATP binding; transcription coactivator activity; protein serine/threonine/tyrosine kinase activity. The transcript is spliced from 11 exons. The record is from RefSeq and is a predicted model, not a curated record.